GAAGCUGCUAGUUCUUGGGACAGAUGGCCCUGACUUCAAGUCUCUGCUCCCCUAGGUUCUGGGACAUGACCCAAACACAUGCUCUUUAGGGCUCCCUUAGUUCACGACUCACUCAUGACCCACCCUUGCAGAGCUGGACUCUUCCUUCUUCCACCCGUCUGGGCCCAAGAAAUGCAGCGGAACCACCUGGAGUGAGCCUGAGUUCCUGUCCGUCCGUGUCCGUCGGAGUCCAAGGUGGCCAAAGACUGUCUCUCACCUUGAAGUUUUCACUUGGUGCCAUGGAGGGACAGACGGCUGGAAGCAGAGGCCUUUUGGAAAAGCCUGGGACCGCCAGCCCUGGUCUGUCCUCACUGAGCGCUGCCUUCAUCCUCCUGAAAUCUGCGCUGGGGGCCGGCCUGCUCAACUUCCCCUGGGCCUUCUACAAGGCCGGUGGGGUGGCCCCCGCCUUCCUGGUAGAGCUGGUCUCCUUGGUCUUCCUGAUCAGCGGGCUGGUCAUCCUGGGCUAUGCCGCCUCCGUCAGUGGCCAGACCACCUACCAGGGCGUGGUUCGAGGGCUGUGCGGACCUGCCAUCGGGAAGCUGUGUGAGGCCUGCUUCAUCGUCAACCUGCUCAUGAUCUCCGUGGCCUUCCUUAGGGUGAUCGGGGACCAGCUGGGGAAGCUGUGUGACUUCCUCCUGCCCGCCCUGCAGCCCUGGUACGCUGACCAGCGCUUCACCUUGACCCUGCUCUCCAUGCUGGUCAUCCUGCCCCUGUCCGCCCCGAGGGAGAUCAGGUUCCAGAAAGUCACGAGCUUCCUAGGCACCCUGGCCGCCUGCUACCUGGCCCUGGUCAUCGUGGCGCAGUACUACCUGAGGCCCCAGGACCUUGCUCGUGAGCCCCGUCCUGCGCUGAGCCCUUCCUCCUGGACCUCUGUGUUUAGUGUCUUCCCCACCAUCUGCUUCGGAUUUCAGUGUCACGAAGCUGCUGUCUCCAUCUACUGCAGCAUGCGCAACCAGAGCCUGUCCCACUGGGCCCUGGUCUCCGUGCUGUCCUUGCUGGCCUGCUGCCUUGUCUACUCACUGACAGGCGUUUAUGGCUUCCUGACCUUCGGGACCGAAGUCUCUGCCGACAUCCUGAUGUCCUACCCGGGUGACGACGAGGUCAUCAUCGUGGCCCGAGUCCUCUUCGCCGUCUCCAUUGUGACCGUCUACCCCAUUGUGCUCUUCCUGGGGAGGUCGGUGAUGCAGGAUUUCUGGAGGAGGAGCUGUUGCCAGGAGUGUGGGCCCAGGGCCCUGGCCAACCCCUCGGGGCUGCUGACCGUCCUGUGGGUCACCGUGACGCUCGCCAUGGCGCUGCUCCUGCCGGACCUCAGCGCGAUCAUCGGCAUCAUCGGUGGCGUCAGUUCCUUCUUCAUCUUCAUCUUCCCAGGUCUGUGCCUCAUCUGUGCCAUCGGCACCGAGCCCAUAGGACCACGAGCCAAGUGCUGCUUGGAGGUCUGGGGAGUAGUGUCCGUGCUCAUUGGCACCUUCAUCUUUGGGCAGAGCACGGUGGCAGCCCUCUCGGAGCUCCUAUGAGGGGUGGCCACCCUGGCAGGCGGGGGGCUUCCCUGGGCCACCCUGGGCCCCGCAUGAGACCGAUGUAACCCCAUCAUAAAGAUGCUGGAGAAACUGGUA
Myotis daubentonii (Daubenton's bat) is the source of this 1652-nucleotide messenger RNA. It is a transcript of the gene SLC38A8, whose product is annotated as solute carrier family 38 member 8. Gene Ontology annotation, biological process: amino acid transmembrane transport. The record is from RefSeq and is a predicted model, not a curated record. Gene Ontology annotation, molecular function: L-amino acid transmembrane transporter activity. Lineage: Eukaryota; Metazoa; Chordata; Mammalia; Chiroptera; Vespertilionidae. Gene Ontology annotation, cellular component: membrane.